Messenger RNA from Carassius carassius (crucian carp), 1500 nucleotides. It is a transcript of the gene lat, whose product is annotated as linker for activation of T cells. The transcript has 13 exons. NCBI's taxonomy places the organism in Eukaryota, Metazoa, Chordata, Actinopteri, Cypriniformes, Cyprinidae. Bases 714 to 1403 code for a protein of 229 amino acids. The record is from RefSeq and is a predicted model, not a curated record.
GCUCUGGAUUCUUAACGUGGUCAAAUUCUCACCCUAACGUAACUCAAUGUUAAGUUAUCAUAACUUUUUACUUAAUCUAUAAGGUUCAAAGCAGGUUUUUACAGGAAAUCAUGCCUUAACCACUUUAUCUAACAUAAGACAAAUGAAAAAAAAAAUGCAAUCAAAUCUGCAUGGCUACAGAAAACAACCUUCAAGAGAUAAAACAAAAAGGGAGGUGAAAUGAGCAAGAGAUCAGCCAGUUACAGAAAUGAGGAGAGGAAAAAAAGAUGCUGACUGGUGCAAGCGACAGAACAGCGCUUUCUGUGAGCCUAUGAGGAGACGGAGAGCAAGUGCAGCGAGGAAAGAACCUACAAGUGAAGUUCUCAGCGGCAAAGGCCCAGUAGAUCAGGACACACCUCAGCAGCUCAUAUAAAAGAGGAAGACUUUGGGACUUAACUUCAGCAGAUAUGAGCAUAUUAAGAAACUGACUACUGGGAUUGCUCAAGCUUGGGUUGGGAGGUGAACUGAAGGGGAGAAACCGAGGAACAAGGAGUGAGCUGUGAGGGAGGAAGAGUAAAAGAUGGUGGCAUCUUCAGUGUGAGCUGCGAGUUGUGUGUGAUUUGUACAAUCUGCAGUGUGUGUGUGUGUGAACUGGCCGGCAGUUUGGUUGCAGGUUUCUGCUGAGCAGAUUGUGUGGUGUCUUGAUUGACUUGAUUGCUGCUACUGAUACUGUUAUGGACUCCACUGCACUGCUGUCUGUGGUGGGCGGGGCUGUCUUCCUGUCAAUCAUCCUUGUAACCAGUCUCUGUACAUACUGCUGGGGGCAUAAACAACCAACAUCCAUCCAUCAGAGGUCCAGUGACUCAGAAUACAACCCAACACCAGGUUUUGUGUUUCGGCAGCAUCCCGUGUCAACAUAUGAGCACCACACGGAUCAUACCAGAAUUGGACCUUACCAACCCAACUCACUCAGUUCACCAUCUAUUACUGUCACAAAGGUGCCCUCCUGUCCUCCCUCAGAAACUGGAAGUCAAGCCAGUUAUGUGAAUCAAAACGGUGAGGAGGGAAUCAACAUUCAUGUCGCUGGCCAUGAGAGUGACGAUGAGCCGUAUGUUCAGCCUCCAAGUGAAUACAUAGUUGUUCUUCCAGAUUCCCCAAACACGCUAUCUCAGAGACCCAGCAGAGCCUCAUCCCAGAGCUCAGGAGAACGUUACAUAAAUGUGAAAAAUGAUGAGAAUGUGUCUGAAGUUACAUUUGGCUGUGAGAUGUAUGUGGAUGAAUCAGACUCAGACAUUCCCGAUUAUGAAAAUUGCAAAGAUUCUCAAGUCCACAGUAAACAAACCUAUAGUCUGUCCCUUGGAAGUCAAAGCAGUGAUGAACGGGAAAGCUCGGAUUAUGUCAACACAGACCCGAAAUUACAAUAACCAAAGGUACCAUGUAGUUCUUGAACUUUACUGUUUGAUUUUCCUUUUACCAAAUGAUGACCGUUAACAGGGUCAGCCCUAAGAAGCAUCCCAACUG